Molecule: messenger RNA, 2320 nt
Organism: Sphaerodactylus townsendi
Lineage: Eukaryota; Metazoa; Chordata; Lepidosauria; Squamata; Sphaerodactylidae
Gene: TNFSF12
Product: TNF superfamily member 12
Exons: 8
Coding region: 1-1416 (471 amino acids)
Biological process (GO): immune response
Cellular component (GO): membrane
Molecular function (GO): tumor necrosis factor receptor binding; receptor ligand activity
Source: RefSeq, a predicted model, not a curated record
AUGGGGAGAGAGGGCUGCUGGAAUCUAGAAAUGCAGGAAUCCACAGGGGUUGGGCAAAGCAGAGGCAGCCGCAAGAAUCUCUCCUCCCCUCGUCCACCCCCGUGGGACGCUGCGCCGACUCAGCAAAAUCCAACACUGGCAGCAACCGAGGAAAAAGGUCUGGCAGCGGGCGACAGGUGCCGGCGGGGCAGUGAGGCCUUGGGUUCGAGUUCUGGCUCCCAAGCAGCGGGGCUCGUUUUUGGAAGAGGGGCGCGCCGUGUUUCGAACCCCGGCACGUCUGCAUGCCCUCCCCGGGACUCCUCCGACGCGCAGCGCAACCCCGCCUGCUGUCGCUUUGUUUUGGCUUUCUGGGGCCAUUGGGGGGGGGGAAGGGCGCCCCCACCUUGGGCUGAGCUGGCGCGGGAGGGGCGGGAGGGGCGCUCCUCUGUUGCCGGCCCCCGGGGCGGCCACGUGCGCGGGAGGGCGCUCCAAAACACGGCUCCCUCCGCCCCGUCCGGGCCCGUGGCUGGCUGGCAGGGGGCCGAGCGGCCCGACCGCGGCCUCGCCCCUCCGCCUGCUGCUCCUCCCGCUCGCUGGCUCGCCCGCCCGCCCGCCCAGCCGCGCCUGGCCCGGCCCGCGCCCGCUCCAGCGUCCGCUCCCGGCCCGGCCAUGGGGAGGCGCCGCCGGUCCCGGGAGCCGCCGUCCCGCCUGCCGCCGGGGCUAGUGGUGGGGCUGGCGCUGCUGCUGCUGGCCUCGGCCUCGGCCCUCCUGCUCGCCUCGCUCAGCCUCCUGCUCGCCGCCUCGCCGCGACCCGCCGCCGCCGCCGCUGCGCCACAGGAUCUCCUUUCUGCAGACGAUGCUGAGGAAAUGGAUCCAGUGGUGCUUUCUGCCAGCUGGAGCAGCCAGGGCAAGUUGCUACACCAUUUUGCCCAGGAGGGGGCGCUGCGGCAGCGAAGGCAAGCUACUGGCAGAGGGAAGCGACGGUCCUCCAAAGCCGGCACAGUCUUUGCAGCGCACUACGAAGUGCACCCCCCAGAAGGACGCGGUGGCAUCCAGGCAGAUGGCAGCGGCAUCAUCCGUGGCUGGGGAGAGGCCAAGCUGAACACGAGCAGCCCCCUCCGCUACAACAGCAGUCGAGGGGAGUUCACCGUGCUCAAGAGGGGCCUCUAUUACCUGUACUGCCAGGUUCACUUCAACGAGGACAAGGUCAAUUAUAUGAAGCUGGACGUGGUGCUGGGGGGCCAGCUGGCGCUGCGCUGCGUGGAAGAGUUCCGCCCCACCAGCUCCGGGCCCCAGAAAGCCGAACUGAGGGUGUGCCACGUCUCGGGGCUGGUGCUGCUAAGACCGCAGGAGACCAUCCGGCUCCAGACCAUCCCCAAGGUCCAGCUGAAGGCUGACCGCUACCUCACCUACUUUGGCCUCUUCCAAGUCCACUGACAGCCUGGACAGUGGGAGGAACGGAGGGUUCCGGGUCCUGGCGGGGGGGCAAAGGGGAUCUAGUUGUGGGGAGAGGAAGGAAAUGGGCGCUGGGUGUACUCCGCCGGCGUUCUGUGCUUCUAGCUGCACCGGAUUCAACCGCGAGGGACCAUCACGUCCCACGGACUCUUCUCCGAGUUCGGGUUGUGGUCCCCCCUUCCUUGUUGUGACCCCCACCCCCACAAAAGACUCCACGGUCCCGUUUGCAGCCUGUGGGAGGGGAACCUUAGCCCAGCUGCAUCCCUUUCGUUGAAUCACACAGACCACAUCUGGACCCUGUCAGCAGCUAUCAGCCCAAAAAGGCGUGUUCCCGAAGAUCUGUGGACUGCCUGCGUGGUCGCCACGUGUCCUUUGCGGAUUAUAUUGUCUUCCAAGUGCUGCUAUGCUUCUCUUCUCUGCCGGGCACCGUGCCGUGGUGAAUUGCUACGCCUCAUGCUAUUCUGCCGUUUCCUUUGGUUUGUUGGAAGUGGCCGAACUCUUCCAGAAAUCUCGCGCCGACGCUCAGGAGCUAGCAGGCUCAUCUGUAUAUACAGGCUGCAGUUCCAGUGGCAGCCAGCAGGAGGAGGAGUGGCGAGACACAGAAGGACAGGGAGUGGCCAGCUUUGACUAAUCCCGCCCAGCCGAACCAACGAACAGCCAAUGGAACGACAGGAACCUUCCCCAUUGGAUGAGGAAAAGCCCUUGGGGCAUAUUGGUUGAGGGCAGCCCUUGGGGCAUAUCUCACCUGUUCAGCUGUUGACUGAUUUAAGGUGGGGCAGGAGAGGAGAGAAAGGUGAUGUUUGUGAAGGAGGAGUGGAGACAAGGUGGCAGUUAUCAUUAUUAACACCGACAGAAAAAUUUUAAUGAAAAUUUCUUGAUAAUAGAA